CCUUCAUGCCAACUCGAAUCAGUGUAAAGCAAAAGCACACAGCAUCCUAGUCCUACCUACGAUCUACAGAAUUUUCCGAGCGCACAAGCCGAAGCAAUCAACACCGACGAUGUCGAUCGUGCGGCGGAGCAACGUGUUCGACCCCUUCGCCGACCUCUGGGCGGACCCCUUCGACGCCUUCCGCUCCAUCGUCCCGGCGAUCUCUGGCGGCAGCAGCGAGACGGCCGCGUUCGCCAACGCUCGCGUGGACUGGAAGGAGACCCCCGAGGCGCACGUCUUCAAGGCCGACCUCCCCGGCGUGAAGAAGGAGGAGGUCAAGGUGGAGGUGGAGGACGGCAACGUGCUCGUCGUCAGCGGCGAGCGCACCAAGGAGAAGGAGGACAAGAACGACAAGUGGCACCGCGUGGAGCGCAGCAGCGGCAAGUUCGCGAGGCGCUUCCGGCUGCCGGAGGACUCCAAGGUGGAGGAGGUGAAGGCCGGGCUGGAGAACGGCGUGCUCACCGUCACCGUGCCCAAGGCUGAGGUCAAGAAGCCCGAGGUGAAGGCCAUCGAGAUCUCCGGCUGAGUGAGUAUUCGGGUCGGAGCCAGCCUGGUUCAUGUGUGUGCGAGUUCUGCAGCCUAAAAGUAUGCUACAGUUGUGUCUUUGUUCUCGCCGAGUCUGGUGAGGCAUUUGGUCUCUGUAUUGCGUUUCUUUUCCCUGUUGCGUCUGUACUUGUGUAAUCGCCAACAGAUUUGGCGAUGAAUAAAUGAGAAAUAAAUUGUUCUGAUUUUGAGUGCA
Molecule: messenger RNA, 778 nt
Organism: Aegilops tauschii subsp. strangulata
Lineage: Eukaryota; Viridiplantae; Streptophyta; Magnoliopsida; Poales; Poaceae
Product: 16.9 kDa class I heat shock protein 1
Source: RefSeq, a predicted model, not a curated record